UUUCCUGCCUGAAGGUCAAAACCGCCCAUUUUAGAACCAGUUUUUCUCCAAACCCUGUCCAGCAGUCAUGAGAAACUGAAUUAUUUGAAAAAACAAGAUUAGGAUCCUCUAACUACUUUUUUUUUUCGGUUCCUCUUUCAACUCUGUGCUCUAAUCUCAUCACUGAAUGUCACCUUUUUGGCCAAACAGAACACGUUUGUUAUAUAUGCAUACUGUUUGCUAUGCCUAGGUGUUACAAGUGACAAAUAAUAAUAAACAAAAACGAUUUUUUUUUUUCAUUAGAAUUUAAAUAGACAACACAUCUAUUUGGUAGGCUAUACAGCAUAUAAUUGAAACUUUGGCUAUUAUUCUAUUCGAAAGCACAAUUCGGUCCUCUUUCUGUUUCUCUGUUUUUCCGUUUGUAUAACGUUUCACAUGGUCCCUAGAAGGCCUGUUGUGAUUGCAACACAUUGUAGUGACACCUGAAUGAACUUGAGGCGAGGGGUGGCUCCUGCGGGGCUUCAAACGGCUGGUUGAUUCCAAUGGCUGAUUCCUUAAAUCCUGCUUCUGGUUUCCCAAAGCCCACCAGAUGAACCCGUUCAUUUUACUUCUGACUUCGAAUCAACACUGAGACACCUUCCUCCUCUGACAGCACCCCAGAACUGUAUCGAGAAAGGUAAUGGUGGGGAUCACGUGACUCUGAAGGGGCUGCGCCGGUGAAGUCUUCCAGUUGUUAACGAUCUGCAAGAUGCCGCAUACUAGUCUCUUCCCCUCCGUGUUGGCUGGCUGCCAGUACCGGUAGACGACCACCACAAACGAAAAUAAGCAGGAGGAGGAUCAGCUAGCCAUGGGGAAGGACGCGGAGCCCCCGCCGGAGCCCUCCGCUACCCUGCGGCCCCAGGAGCCCCAGGAGCCCCCCAAGGAGAGUAUGCAGCUGAAAAAAGACAUCUCCCUGCUCAACGGCGUCAGCCUCAUCGUGGGCAACAUGAUCGGCUCGGGCAUCUUCGUGUCCCCCAAGGGCGUGCUGAUCUACAGCUCGUCGUACGGCCUCUCCCUGGUCAUCUGGGCCAUGGGCGGCCUGUUCUCCGUGGUGGGAGCCCUCUGCUACGCCGAGCUGGGCACCACCAUCACCAAGUCGGGCGCGUCCUACGCCUACAUCCUGGAGGCCUUCGGCGGCUUCGUGGCCUUCAUCCGUCUGUGGACGUCGCUGCUCAUCAUCGAGCCCACCAGCCAGGCCGUCAUCGCCAUCACCUUCGCCAACUACCUGGUGCAGCCGCUGUUCCCCACCUGCGAGCCGCCCUACGCUGCCUCGAGGCUCAUCGCGGCCGCGUGCAUCUGCUUACUGACCUUCAUCAACGCAGCGUACGUGAAGUGGGGCACUCGGGUACAGGACAUCUUCACCUAUGCUAAGGUGGCAGCCCUCAUUCUCAUCAUCAUCACUGGCAUCGUCAAGUUGGGCCAGGGUUACACGGCCAACUUUGAGUCCUCCUUCGAGGGUUCCUCCAAAGACCCAGGCGAUAUCGCCCUGGCCCUCUACUCUGCCCUGUUCUCCUACUCGGGCUGGGACACCCUCAACUUUGUGACCGAGGAGAUCAAGAACCCUGAAAGGAAUCUGCCCCUGGCAAUCGCCAUCUCCAUGCCUAUAGUCACCGUCAUCUAUAUCCUGACCAACAUAGCUUAUUACGCUGUUCUGGACAUGAGCGCUAUACUGGCUAGUGAUGCUGUGGCUGUGACGUUUGCCGACCAAACUCUAGGGGUGAUGAGCUGGAUCAUCCCCAUUGCUGUAGCCCUGUCCUGCUACGGAGGUCUCAACGCCUCUAUCAUCGCUGCCUCCAGGUUGUUCUUUGUGGGGGCGCGUGAGGGCCACCUGCCUGACGCUCUGUCCAUGAUCCACGUGGAGAGAUUCACUCCCGUCCCCGCGCUGCUCUUCAAUUGUGUCAUGGCGCUGGUCUACCUGACGGUGAAGGACGUGUUUCAGCUCAUCAACUACUACAGCUUCAGCUACUGGUUCUUCAUGGGCUUGUCCAUCGCGGGGCAGCUCUACCUCCGCUGGAAGGAGCCUGACAGGCCCCGGCCGCUCAAGUUGUCCUUGCUGUACCCGGUUGUGUUCUGUAUGUGCUCAGUCUUCCUGGUGGCGGUUCCGCUCUACUGUGACACCAUCAAUUCUUUGAUUGGCAUUGGGAUCGCCCUAUCGGGAGUGCCCGUCUACUUUAUAGGGAUCCACCUGCCUGCAUCCAAACGUCCGGCCUUCAUCAGCAAACUGCUGCACUCGGUCACCCAUUUCACCCAAUAUUCAUGUUUCUGUGUGCUCACAGAGCUGGACAAAACUGAUUAGCGCCUAUACAUUUCAUACACUGUAAAACUACUUGACCACGUCACUGUACUACAUUUACCGCCUCUGGCAUCAGAGAUGAACAACCAAAAGGGGAGAAGUUACUACUAUACUUAUUUUCUGUCAACUAUGCUGAAUUCUUCGUAAUUGAUUAAAUGGAUGUUUACAAAUGAUACAGUACAAUUGUGUACACUCCUUUUUAUUAUGUGGCUAUCUUAUUAUCCCAUUAUAGUAAUAUAACAAUGACAAUUUUAAAUGUUAGAUAUUUUUUGUAUUACAUCUGCUGAAGAAUAUGCAUUUGACUCGUGUAUGCCACUCGUGGCCUGUUCAGUGCUAUUGAAUCAUGACAAAUAUGAUCAAGGGUCGGGCAACAACUCAAUUAUAUAUACAUUUUUUUGGAAAUGUAUGCAUUUGACUUUACAAUCGAGACAAUUUCGAUUUUAGAUAGUGUGCAUCAUGUGUGGUGUAUGAAUAGGUUGAGAUGGAAUGCACGUUUAUCAGAUAAAGUAAUUCAUUGAAAAGGGUUCAGGAUGCUAUUUUCGGCUUCCUAGACAAAUGAAGGACAGGAUGAAUGGAUAUUAACAUUGAUUCCAGCUAUGUAAUAUAGGCAAAAUGUUCUCCAGCUGUUCUUACCCUUCUGAAAUUUGUUCUUUGUACCAUUUUUAAAACGUUAAAUAUUUAAGUUAAUAUAAAAGGGAUUUGUGAUUCAUAAAUCACCUUGGUUUACUCAGGCACCAACCACACCGAUAUAUUUAGCAUACUUUCAAUACUGCAAUUUUGUUUGGCUUCACUCUUUGUAAUCUACUAAAAUUGUAUGUAAGCAAAUGCAAUUAAACCAACUUUAAUCCAUCCUUGUUUGGAUCAUUAUUA
This is a messenger RNA of Gadus chalcogrammus (walleye pollock), 3181 nucleotides long. It is a transcript of the gene slc7a6, whose product is annotated as solute carrier family 7 member 6. Gene Ontology annotation, molecular function: L-amino acid transmembrane transporter activity. The record is from RefSeq and is a predicted model, not a curated record. Gene Ontology annotation, biological process: amino acid transmembrane transport. NCBI's taxonomy places the organism in Eukaryota, Metazoa, Chordata, Actinopteri, Gadiformes, Gadidae. The transcript is spliced from 10 exons. Gene Ontology annotation, cellular component: membrane. The coding region runs from base 827 to 2314 and encodes 495 amino acids.